Messenger RNA from Mesocestoides corti, 3333 nucleotides. NCBI's taxonomy places the organism in Eukaryota, Metazoa, Platyhelminthes, Cestoda, Cyclophyllidea, Mesocestoididae. The record is from the annotation of a GenBank genome assembly.
AUGUCAGCGUCACUUCAGUUGUCUAACGGUGAUAAGUUCCCAGAUGAUACAAAGUUGAUCCCAAGCGAACAGGAAUGUGUCGAUUUCAAGGUGGAUUUGCUAACCGGCCACUCUUCGAAAAAAGAACAAGAUUCUGAGAGUGAUUCGGAAACUUCAAGUGAAGAUGAUGAAGACGACACGAGUGACGAUGAACGAAAAAUUGCGGAUAAUCCUGUCUUAAAAGAAAGACUGAAACAUUUAGAUAAGUAUGCUUCUUCUUUUCGCUAUGAGACUUGCUCAUCGAACCCUGAGUCUGGUGUUGCAGGAUUUAACGACGACGCGGCCCUUGACUACAGACGAGUUUCAUCCGUCGACGAAAGGUCGCAUAGCCUUCGAUUGAAUGAAAGUGUCCCUAUGCAACCUCCUCUUUGUACUUCAGUACCCAGUACUAUUCCUGCAGCUUUGCCCCUUGAAAAGAAUCGUGGUUUUGCCUCUUCAUAUAGCGUGCAAUCUAUUGGCGGUAGUGUUGAUGCCUCCAUUAUUGAAAGACAUGAAUUCCCACCAAUGGCCUCAACUCUGGGCUUUUCAGAAACGGAUUAUGGGAACCAUCAUUCCGUCAGCAAGAACUGUGAUUCUUCCGGUGCUGCUGAUUCAGAGGACUACGAAUACAUACACAACCCAAGGAAACCCUAUAUUUGUGAUGUCGAAGGAUGUGAUCGGGCCUUUCGGACUCCCAAGUACCUAAAAAACCACCGCGAUGAAUUUCAUCAUAUGCAACCCAAGCAGUACCUUUGUCCCGUCGAUGGAUGUACUCUCGUGUUUCAUCGGAAAACUCACCUGAAACGCCAUGUUGCAACUCAUGACGAUUCAGAAAAGAAGUAUUACUGCAACUGGCCCGAGUGUCAACGGCGCUUUCGGACUAAGGAGUCGCUUGACCUUCAUUACAACAAGCACACCGGCGAAAAUCCAUUCCACUGUGAUUUGUGCUCCUUUACUUGCCGAGAGAAGAGUGUUCUGACCGAACACUAUCGUCAGAAGCACUCCAAGGGCUCCUCCAUUGUCUCGCCCGGCCCCAACUCCUUUGCCGCUCUCCAUCGACCGCUUCCGCCUCCUCCAAUUCUGCAGACAACUGCGGGUGGUGGCAUUCUCCCCGCCUCUGGCUCCGAGAUCAAUGGAGUCCUCGAUCCAAUUGACAAAGAUGACAUGCCCGAACUUUUUUCACCAAACUCCCCGUCUGUUGCACAAAGUAAGCACAACUUUCAGAUGACCCGAACCACUUCCUCGACCUCUGUACCUCAUUCCGCCCCCUCCUCUGCCUCCCCUGGGCAACAAAAUCUUGUCGGUGAUCCCAACAACGCCACAGCUCACAUCCUUCCCUCUAUCUUGGCUGUGUUAGAGAAGACAGCUGACUUGGAUCCAAAUGCACCCGAAUCAGAAGCUGCUCGCGAGUACGCUCGUUCCCUCCUUCCACCAUUUGUAACCGGCGAAUUACUGGCGGAGCAAGUUAACCAGGCCAUAAACGAAGUGAUUGCAAGUCUGGAGGAUCAGCCGCUUCAUGUGGUGCACGCUGUUUUUGCAUCCAGCAAGCCUCUUAACGCCGACGAGCUUCACAUGGUCGAGACACUGGAGAAUCAACUGACCUGUAACGCGGGUGCUCCCCUUAUUGCCCCCGCACCUCCGCGCAAACGGGGACGGCGACCAAAGUUGCAGCAGUUGCUCCAGCCUCACUUGGAGCGUCUGUACAACUUAGAACCGUGCACUGCCGAGGCGAUGGCUGUUCAUCUCGUCUCUCGGCAUAAUCCGCACACAUCGCCUUAUGCUAACAAGGACCCCUCAGUGAGAGGACGCGGUCGAGGCAGAGGCAGAGGACGCGGGCGUGGUCGGGGACCUGAUGGUGUUCACUGGCUCCCAGAAGUCGAUGACGGGAGUUUUGACAACAGCGGUGUCUCUCCGCGCGGUCAGUAUAUCGGGGCCAUUAGACGUGGCGGGCCUGGUUCGCGAGGUGGGCGAGGCCGAGGUUACAGAAUGCAGGCAAUGGACUACUCAUUGCCAGGUCGAUUUGACGAAGGAGAAGAGGAGGAAGACGAUGAGGGAGAAGACGAUAAUGACGACGGUCGGCGUUAUAGUGAGGGUGCUGAUGAAACCGAUCCCUCUACACAACUACGUCGAAGCCAGAGUUACUCACGUCAUAAGUUAUUGAAUGAAUCCGAAGCUGAUGAAGAACAGGAGUUGGAUAAGCUUGGAGUUGACGACGAGAUGCCUGACCAGGAGUACGAUCAAGACGCCCUAGAUGACCAGUCGAUGGAUCUUCGAAAGACUGCCUAUGCAAGAACUUCGGUAACACCGAUGCGUCCCCUUGGCAUGUACCCCUUGGACACCACAGGCAGCCACUGUUUUGAAAGAACUGAUGGGGACGGCCUGGGCGAAGUGCUUGAGGACCUCGGUUGCAUAUCUAGGCGUGGCACUGUAGUAAAACGAGAGACUUCUCUUUACCAGCCCAUGGAAGUGGCUGAUCCACGUAGUGGUGAAAUGGAUGUCUGUUCGCGUAGAAGUUCGGCGGCAGCUACCCCCUCUCAUGGACCCGUUCCCCUACCGUCGAUGGCUGCAUUGGCAUCUAGUUCAACUUCACCAGCUGAUCUUGCCUCUGGUUCUGGCAGGGCGAACCAUGGUCAAAUCGGGCCUGCGUCGGCUGCUAGUGCUUCCACAAUGUCGCCCAUCGUCGCUGGUAUUGGCGGCACCAACCAGCGCCCGCCUAGUCGACCUCUUGCUCAUCAAGCUAGCGUCCCUGAUUGUCCCCAGGUCACCUCCCCACUACUCCACUACCCAGCCUCCUCUUCUGGCAUGCACUGCAACCCACCUUCAGUAGGGGGACUUGGCGGUAUGGGCCCCUGGUCCGAAUCGAGUUACAGUUCUUCUAGCCAAGAAGCUUACAAACAGGCACCACCAAAUGUUUUCCUCCACGCCUCCCCCACCACCGCUAUGCCAUAUCGUCAACAGCAGCAGCAGCAGCAGCAACAUGCUAUACCCACUAUGAGGCCUGGAAGUGUCUCGCCUGAAUUCCAACAACUCCAGCGGGAACGAGUUAUGGCUUCCACUCCACCCUCCCAACGAGUGCUUCCAUCCAACCCAUACUUGGCACACCAGCAGCGAGCCACGCCACCCUCCGUCGCUGCCGGCGAUACCGUGGAUCACCUCCGUUCCCUCUCGGCUCUGGGCGCCAAGUAUACCCAACCGCUUCCAGAACCAAUUGAUCUGGGCGAGCAAAGGGAGCAUGCAAUGCCACUUCCCAUGAUCGGUUCCGGUUGUGGAGUACCCCCAGCGUCUCUUGGCAGCCUCCUUUCUGGUGAGUCGUAA